This is a messenger RNA of Xyrichtys novacula (pearly razorfish), 980 nucleotides long. The record is from the annotation of a GenBank genome assembly. NCBI's taxonomy places the organism in Eukaryota, Metazoa, Chordata, Actinopteri, Labriformes, Labridae.
AUGAAGGAAAAAGUAAACCAAAUCCCCGCAGCUGUUGUAAUUCCUGGUGAGUACACUUUAGCUUGCUAGCUAAUGGUUGAACCACUGCUUUGAAUGCCCACAUUCAGUCAACCUACCAGAGGUGGGCCUGGACAAUGGCUAUUGUGUGCUCUCCUGUCAGUCAACUCAGCCGAACCUCUGGUUUGGCAACCUUGUAACCUAAACAACUUGUAGAUGACUGGGUUACAUCCCCCCACCCUCAUACAGUGGGCCUCAUGGGAGCCUCUGAUGUACUCUGUAAAUGUGUUUAUUUUUGCUGUAAGAUGUGGAUUUUUGGAUCAAUGUGUUUCUCAAGGAACUGUAGUUUCAUUGGACAAAAGUCUUGUGUAAGACAAGACUUUUGUCUAAUGAUGAUGUAAAAUGGGUUGAUUUUUUUUUAUACAGUGUUGGAAAAAAGUUUGGAAUAUUUUCUUCAGUGUUUCUAUUCCUUAAGAGUAUGCUUAUUUUGCGCGGCUCACGGGAGUUUAGAGAAGCGUGUCUUAGCUCAAAAUGUAGCUGAGAUAAUCCCCUUUCAGCGGGCAUACAGAAUUAGUGUCUGCUCCGUCAGAGAAAAAUAACAUGAGCCUGAUUACAUGACACUCCCAUUUUUGACCAACAAAUCAGCAUCCACCACAAUGGUUAUAAAAGGGUGUCCACUUGUUUCCUGUGUCCGAUUGCUCCUGAUCUUUUUAGACAAGGUUCCUGUGACUAUGAGACGUCAACUGAGUGCCGCAAUCUGCAACCGCAUCGUGGGCAUGCGCCAAGCUGGAGCCAAACAGAAUGCCAUAGCCACUGCUCUGGGAAUUACGCAGGGUGCAGUGUCCAAGAUCCUGAAGCGACAUCGACAGACAGGUGUGCCAACACCUAGACCCAGGUCUGGACGUCCCCGAAAAACCACAGUGAGGGAGGAUCAUUAUCUGCACAGGCUGUCUCGUACUGGGCGUACAAAGACUUCCACCUAG